Molecule: messenger RNA, 3543 nt
Organism: Ornithodoros turicata
Lineage: Eukaryota; Metazoa; Arthropoda; Arachnida; Ixodida; Argasidae
Exons: 2
Coding region: 212-3526 (1104 amino acids)
Biological process (GO): DNA replication
Molecular function (GO): nucleotide binding; DNA binding; DNA-directed DNA polymerase activity
Source: RefSeq, a predicted model, not a curated record
AAUCGUUGAAUUGCGAGAACACGUCGUAGAGAAUCAUCCCUCCGUCACGGAGAGACGAUUCCUUCCUUUUUUUGUCACAGAUGAGGCAUUUGACGGAACGGCUACUAGGUACACGCUUCUCUGUUCCCCACACGACGACAACGUCGACGAUUUGCGACUUUAUCUACCGAGCAUAGCUCCAGUAAUCACGCGCGUCCUCGAAGCUUAUCCCAUGCCUUUCAAAUUUUGUCUGUGCUCGAAGGUGCUCAUGAUUAAGGACGGAGCCGAUGGGUUGACUUCUCAUCUCCUCCACGUGAACCUUCACUUGAGAGUGGUGCAUAACCGCCAAGAAAUCGAAGGCGCGAUAAAUGCUGCCAUCGCAGAGUCCUCGCAACGCGUAGAAAACUAUGCGACAGAAGGGUCUGGUUUCACCUCGAACGACGUCCAAUGUGUCGACUUAAAACUAACGCGCUUAAAACCGAAGCGGAUUGGGUGCACGAUCGAGCUUCCCGAGCUGCUAAAAAGAAAACGAAAGACUCUCACAAACGUCAAACUUCCGCCGAAUCACGAAAACGAGUGUUUCAAGUAUAGCGUGCUGGCACUCUUGCAUCCGUUGAGAAACAACCCAAACGAUUAUGUUAGAUACCGCAAGUACAUGAAUCCUUCGAAUCCGGAGACGCGCGUAACGUACUGGCCGCCCUGCUUCCCAGUCACUUACGAAGACAUUUCCCUGUGGGAGAGAAAAAACAAAAUCUCCGUGUACAUCUACGUGUUCGACGAGCAGACGAGUUCGAUAUCUACCGGACGGGUUCCCUGUACGCUCUAUAAAGAUAAAGUCCACUUGCUCGAGGUUAGAGAGCAUUUCUAUGGAAUCAGAAAAUUUAGCACUUUCAUGGGACGAAGUGACUACUUUUAUUGCGAGAAAUGCACGUCCGGUUACGGGACGAGAGAGGCAUUGCAGCAACACGAACGUCUGUGUCGCGACGUAAACGAAGUGAUUCUCGAAAUGCCAAAAGCGGGGGAGUGUGUCUCCUUCAACAAGAUACAGUACAUGCAUCCCUAUCCCUAUUUCGCGGUGUUGGACACGGAGAGCGUCUUGGAAAAGGACGCACUCGUUAAGGACGCUGUGAGUGUGCACAGGAUGAGCUCGUACUGCAUCGUUGUAGUGAGAAGUUGGGACGGAAAAAUACUAGGCCUAGAUGGCUAUUUGGGACCCAACGCGGCAGAGAAAUGCUUGCUCUCGCUCAAGCGAUUUAGCGAUCAAAUCGAUAGGUUGAACAGUUGUCCCGCGCCGUUGGUCAUGAGUAUGGAAGACCACUUUCGGCACGCGAGCGCUACGCACUGCGAAUUUUGUGGAAUCGAAUUUAACCGACAUACGCGGAAGGUAUCGCAUCACGACCACACCUGCUUCGUAGAGCCCGGUUCUUCGAAUUUUGUCGCGACGCUGUGUGAUACGUGUAACCUUACGUGUCGUAAUACCAAAGAACUCGUCGUGUGCGUGCACAACCUGCAAUACGAUUUGAGCUCCCUUCUCCGCCACAUGCACGUUCUAAAUCUGGGCGAGCCGUGGAUCUUAGCUUCGAGUACGGAAAAGAUAAGAGGGUUCAACAUUGGCGAUCUCCAUUUCCGCGAUACCACGCAGUUUUUCAACCUGUCCUUGGCGAACCUGGUGGAAACCCUGCUCGCGAGCGGUGGCGAGAGCGCGUUUCAUUGUACCCGCCAAAUGUAUGGUGACCGUUUCCGGCGCCUCCUCAGGAAGGGCAUUUACCCGUACACCUUCGUCGACAGUUUCGAAGCGUACAAUUUGCCCGCACUACCGCCAAAGGAAGCUUUCAAAAGUGACCUGAACGACCAAGAGAUCACGGACGAGGACUAUCAGUACGCCCUAGAGAUUUUCGAAUUGUUCGAAUGUAAGAACCUCGGUGGUUACACGCGUCUCUACGUCACGCUCGACGCCUGUCAGCUCUGCGACGUCGUGCUGUAUUUCAGGAAGAUCGCGCUAGAGACGGAUGGGAUGGAUAUCCUACGCACCGUGUCCCUCGCCAGCUACGCGUGGGGUAGCGCUCUGAAGCUCACCAAAGUCAAACUCGAGCUCAUGAGCGAUCGCGAGAUGUACGAAACGAUCGAGAAGGGAAUCAGGGGAGGCAUUUGUAACAGCUUCCACAGAUACUGUCGGGCUAAUCACGAGGGGUGCGACGAUUACGAUCCCCAGCAAGAAAAGACUUUUAUCCAGUACCUCGACGUGAAUAGUUUGUACCCGUACGCGAUGACUUUCCAUCUCCCGACAGGUGGUUUUGAGUGGGUCGAUCCUUCGAGGUGGAGCGAGAUUGAUUUUCUCAACAUUCCUCACGAUUCGGAAGUGGGUUACGUAUAUGUGGUAGACUUGUUGUAUCCCGAAGAACUGCACGCGCUCACCAGGGAUUUUCCCCUGGCACCCGAACACAGGUGCGUGGACGAGAACGAACUGUCCCCCUACCAGCGACACCUGAAAGAUGCGUUGGCGCUGAACGCCCCUCCCACAAAGAAACUCUUGCUGACGUGCUAUGACAAAGAACGCUACGUCGUUCAUUAUGCAUUGCUCGCUCUGUACGUGAGGUUGGGCAUGAAAAUAAAACGUGUUCACAGCAUCCUCUCGUUCCGCCAAGACGACUUUUUGCGAACCUUCGUGCAGAGAAACGUCGCGUUGAGGAAUGCCGCGAGCACGAAAUUCGAGAGACUUCUGUACAAAACCAUGUCGAACAGCACGUUCGGUAAGUCGAUACAAAAUGUGAGACGCAUGAAAAGGUACGCAAUAGCCUACGACAAAGAAAGUGCACUACGAAAGGCUAGCUCCGUCGACAGUCAGCAUUUUCUCAUUCUGAGUGACAAGUGCAUCUUGUACGAGAUGAAACAACGCCGCAUCAAAUGCACGCACCCCCUUUACGUGGGCUUUGCCAUUCUUGAAAUAUCCAAAGUCCGAAUGUACAGCUUCAUCUACGAGUCGCUCUUUUCUCGCUUGACAUGUCCAGUGCAAUUGAUCUAUAGCGACACGGACAGCGUAAUUUUUUCUCUCACGUGUGAAAGCCUGGAAGAGCAGCUGAUGAAGAUUGAGAGUGAGUUAGAUCUGUCUUCCUAUCCGCCAGACCACCCACUUUUCAACGACGAGCACGCGAACCAGAUGGGGUACUUCAAAGACGAGACGGGGGGCGGAGUUAUUCAGGAAGUCGUAGCCAUCCGAGCGAAAAUGUACAGCAUUCUCUUGGCUGGGUCACACAAACAGAUCGCGAGAGCCAAAGGAGUUAAGAAAGACGUGGUGCGGAAACAUUUAUUGCACGAAGUGUACCGAGAUUCUCUGUUCAAUGAAAAGGCGGUCUCUCAGAAGCAGUGCACCAUCCAGAGUAUAAAGCAAACGAUGUACACCAUUUCGAGACUCAAGAAGAGCUUGGUCCCCUACGACGACAAACGCUAUCUCGUGGAUGCCGUACACUCCUUCCCUUAUGGGAGCUGCGAAUACGCACCGGAAAACCCGGAAGAGAGCCCGAGACCGUCGACGUCAGGCAUCGAGUAACCGUUGAACAAAGAGCU